Messenger RNA from Coprinopsis cinerea okayama7#130, 3825 nucleotides. Its product is annotated as specific transcriptional repressor. Gene Ontology annotation, biological process: chromatin remodeling. Gene Ontology annotation, molecular function: histone H3K36 demethylase activity; histone H3K9 demethylase activity. The record is from RefSeq and is a predicted model, not a curated record. The transcript is spliced from 8 exons. The coding region runs from base 118 to 3825 and encodes 1235 amino acids. NCBI's taxonomy places the organism in Eukaryota, Fungi, Basidiomycota, Agaricomycetes, Agaricales, Psathyrellaceae. Gene Ontology annotation, cellular component: nucleus.
CUCAUAUUUGACGACGCCGACAACAACGAAGACCAGAAAAAGAACCGUUUUCCAACUUGUUCGAAGCCAAGGGCCGCAAGAGCAACUGAGGGAGUGACACCUCUCUACCGACCAGCAAUGGCGUACUCAUCGAGAGCUUCGUCGCUCACGCCAUGUCCGUCGCCCAGCCCGGAGCCGCCAGUCGUCCAACCUGAUCACUUCUAUGGAUCCGAGGGCAUCCAACUACCACCAUCCCCCAACUCCGAUGGCAAGACGUGGCUCGACCCUGACGACGACCCCACCGCUUCUCGUGGAAUCCCUGUUUUCAAGCCCACGAUGGAAGAAUUCGAGGAUUUUGAGGCGUACAUGGACAAAAUAAACUGCUGGGGACUGAAGAGUGGAAUAGUAAAAGUCAUUCCGCCCAAAGAAUGGUCAGAGUCCUUGCCAGACAUCAAGCCUCAGCUAAGGGAAGUCAAGAUUCGGUCGCCAAUAGAACAAGUCAUGCUUGGGAGUGGUGGUCUAUUCCGGCAACAAAACAUGGAGAAACGGAGAAUCAUGAGUGUGCGAGAAUGGGCCGAACUGUGCAGCAAGGACGAAUACCGGGCCCCUGCAAAGCAAGACAUCGGCUUGCAGUCUCGUGCAGAACGAAUGGCUAUCCCCCGUGGCUCUCGUCGAACAGCUCGCAAGAAGGAAUCAGUCCCUCCCGAAGCCAAAUCCGACAAGAACUACACGGAGGCUUCUCGGCUGUCUUCUGUGCCAUCACCACCUCCAAGCGAAGCGGGGGACACUCCAGCUUCUGGUUCCGCUAAACGGGAACAAUCAGUCGAUAAAUCACAGCCAAAACCCAAAGGCAAGCGCGUUGCUCAAACCAGAGAGGCGCGACAGGCCAACCUUGCCGAACGGGCGCUUCGCGACAACGAGUUCAUCGACACCUUCGACCCACACACGGACUGGCUUCCCCCAAACACAACUGCGGAUGACUAUACACCGGAGUACUGCCAGAAACUGGAGAGGCAUUAUUGGAGGAACUGUGGGCUUGGGAAAUCCGCUUGGUACGGCGCAGACACGCAGGGAACGCUUUAUACGGACGAAACCAAGGUCUGGAAUGUGGGCCGUCUUCCUUCGGCACUCUCUCGCCUUCUACCGGCAUCCGAUCAGGGUCUUCCAGGCGUAAAUACGCCAUACCUCUACUUUGGCAUGUGGCGGGCAACGUUUGCAUGGCACGUCGAGGACAUGGACCUCUACAGCAUCAACUACAUCCAUUUCGGUGCCCCCAAAUUCUGGUACGCUGUCCCUCAAGCCAGAGCUAAUACCCUUGAGCAUGCUAUGCGGAAUUACUUCCCCAAGGACACUUCGCAGUGUCCACAAUUCCUGCGGCACAAGUCUUUCUUGGCUUCACCGACCCUCCUCGCCAAAUCUUCCUGCCGGCCAAACCAUCUUGUUCAACAUGCCGGAGAAUUCGUGAUCACCUACCCCAGAGGGUACCAUGCAGGUUUCAACUUGGGGUUCAACUGUGCGGAGAGUGUCAACUUCGCCCUCGAGUGCUGGAUCGAAAUGGGCCGGGUCGCCAAAGCUUGUAAAUGUGUCUCGGACAGUGUCCGCAUCGAUGUCGACCAACUGUUGCAGGAUCGCGCUGAGGAAGCUAUGAAAGCUGUCGCCCAGAUGGAGAUGGAGAUGGAACAGAAUGGUGGGGAACUCUUCCAGAUGCCUAAACCGAAACGCAAACGCAAGGAACGCUCAGGGUUUUCACCGGUCAAGGAGGAGACAUGCGACGGUGUAAUACCCACUCUCAAGAUCCCGUUGAAGCGCAAGCCGGAAGAAGUUGUGGAAUCUCCCAAGACAAAGAAGAUCAAAAUCAAACCUACGACAACCACCGUUUCGCAACUCUCUCCAUCCAAGGUAGCCAAUGGUGUAGCCUCCACCUCGAAAUCAGCGACGUCCACCGGUCCAUCUUCUCAGCCUAAGAUUUCGGUCAAGUUGAAGCUGGGACCGAAGCCAGCGGAGCCGGAAGAGUUCCCUUGCUGCUUAUGCAUAUCCACAGACAGAACAGGAUUGCUUCGAGUGCAAGGUCCUCCUCUCAAUCGGAAGGAUGCAAUUGAAGCAGCUGGCAACCCCAAAGUCUGGAUGGCCCAUGAGCAUUGCGCAUCGAUCAUCCCGGAGACAUGGGUAGAUGAAACGGCAUUGCCCGACGGUUCCACGGAGAAGGUGGUAUUGGGCAUCGAUGCAAUCGUGAAAGACAGGUGGAAUCUGAAAUGCUCGGCCUGCACUAGAACGCGCCCAAAGGUCCACGGUGCUCCGGUCCAAUGUACGAAAGGGAAAUGUCCCAAGGCAUUCCACGUCUCCUGCGCUAGGGAGGGGAGUGCACAUGGGAUCAUUUUUUCGGUACUCAAGGAGGUGGAGAAGGAGGUGGUCCUUUUUGAGACGAAUCCUUCGAACGCUUUCCCCGUCCCGAUGCAGGUAGACGGCGCCACGAGUUCCUUUGGGGAAGACGAAGGCCGUGUUCUCAAGGUGGUUAAGAAACUGGUUUGUGAAAUUUUAUGUCCACAGCAUAAUCCAGCUCUAGCGGCUCAAAAGAAAGCCUCGAAACAAGAAAAGAUUAAGGCGGAACUUCUGUUGUUGCCCAGCAUGUCACGAAUCAAGAUUCGCGUUAGUUCCGGUGUUUUCGAGGUGUCCUUAAUCCGCGUCAUCGAGGAGACGGGAUCUGUGGAGGUGCUUUGGGAUCGAGGCAUUACGCGUGAAUUCAAGUGGGGGAGUGUAAUCUUCGGGAGUACAGAUGGACCGGUGUUGCAGAGGCCCGUGGAUGACAAUCCAUCGCCACCGGUGAAAGAUGAACGUUCCGUCAGCGUCGCAGCCCCGAGCACCUCAGCACCCGUCCAAACUUAUCCAUCGACGACCGCGGCCACGACCACAUCGAGCGCGGCGGCCUCGCGCGUUGGAACACCUAGCGUUGGAAAUGGUGGUGCUGCUUCGGAGCCUUCGACUUCGAAUCCUCCGGCUGCGGUCGUGACACAACCUACGACUUCUUCGCAAUAUCCAUUUGGUUCGCAGGUUGUGCCUACCAGCGCUACCCCGUACUGGAGUGUUUAUGCACCCCAGCAGAUCCCAUACGGUCAUCCCCAGUUGACUGCUGGUUCGUCGGCGUAUCCAUAUACAGGAUACUACAGGGAUGCAUACGGGGUGCCCCAGCCCAAUUAUCCGCCUACCCAGACCUAUCACCGUCCGGCUGCGUAUAAUGUUGGAGGCUAUCAUGGAACGGGUGUGCAGGAUAGUCGAUUGCAGUGGCAAAGACCAUAUGAGGGGCCUGGCAGCCAGCAGCAGCAACGCGCCCAACAUCAGCAAUCACAUUACCGGCAGCCGGUAGCUGUAUUCCAUAUUCCAGUUGCGCCCAAUCCCAAUUCGCAAACGGGCAGCAAUGUCACCCCAGCCCCGUCCUCUUCGGCGUCGCAGACUUCAUCCUCCGACUUACCGUCCUCAAGCAGUUCAGGACACUCAAAUGGUUCUCCGCAGCAGGGCGUAACGACGGCGACACAAGUACAGACGAGUGAACAGACACAGGUUGGCGCCACCACUGUCGCGCAAUCGAGCACGAGCGGGCCUUCUACGUCGUCUGGUUGUCAAUCUUCUGUGCAGGAUGGGCAAUCUUCGCAGUCUGGCAAAUCACCGUCAGACCAACCAUCUGGCGCCCAUUCGCAAACGACUCAGCAGGGGUACCCUGACUUGUCGACGCUCGCUAAGCUCCCGCCAGAGGAGUUGACAGAGAUGCUUCAGAAUAAUCCUGAUCUGCGGAAUUACAUCAUGAGUACUCUGAAGAUGAGUGCUCCUGUUGACGGGCAGGUGGCUGCGUAG